This is a messenger RNA of Gongylonema pulchrum, 905 nucleotides long. The record is from the annotation of a GenBank genome assembly. Lineage: Eukaryota; Metazoa; Nematoda; Chromadorea; Rhabditida; Gongylonematidae.
UUGAAAAAUGUUAUACAUUGCAGGAAUACGAUAUCAACAUGGUCAUCAGGCACUGGAGGAGCUGGCAUAAUUGGAGCCUUAGUAUAUGCGGUCUUAACAGAGCCACAUUUUGCAAAUUUGUCACCAAAAGUAACACUUCUCGUCAUGCUUGUUGUACCAGUGGUUUUUGCUGCAACAUACUGGUUUUUGCUGGUGGUACCAGAAUCGAUACAUCAAGCAAGACUGCUGCAUCCUAGAACCUGGAUUGUUCCCGAAACGAGCUUGACAGUUUCAGUCAGUAAAAGCGACGACAGCGGUUUCAAAACAUCAAUACAGAACGGCGAGGGAUAUGCACUGACCAAGUCGGGAAUGGUGAGACAGCGUAAAAUGUCAUUCAAAGAAAUGCUGCUGACCACUGCUUCAUUGCUACGAUUUAUGAUACCACUGAUGUUGGUUUACUUUUUCGAAUACCUAAUUAACCAAGGCAUUGUGCAGCUAGUAUUUUAUUCAUGCGACAAUGGAUGGCACCUCACGCGAGCAAGCCAGUACCGAUGGUACCAGCUCGGCGUAUUUAUCUCACGAUCUUCGAUAAACAUUGUGGAAUUACCGUACUGGGCACUCGUUCUCCUGCCGAUCCUACAGUUCGUAAAUGUGGUGAUAUUCUUCUUCGAAUCGCUAUACUUCUACAUACCUCAUAUUUGGAUUCUUUUCGUGGUCAUACUAUUUGAAGGAUUAUUUGGUGGCGCAUCAUAUGUCAAUUCAUUCAGUCAUAUACAUAAUUUUGCUAAGCCGGAUGUUCGCGAAUUUGCGAUGUCCAUCAGUUCGCUGGGCGAUGCAUUUGGGAUUGUUGCUGCCGGAUUUAUGUCCAUUCCGUUACAUAAUUACGUUUGCGGAACCAGUUUACCGAAGCAUCUCACAGAGUGAAA